AUGUUUGCUCAUCACCUUUGCAGAUCUUGGGACAAGAGAGGUGCCAUUAUCCUGACUCUCCCAGAUGUCUUAGUGGUUUUCAAUAUCAUUGACAAUGGUAUCAUUCGGGCCUGGAUGGAUAGAAGUGAUGCUGCCCAAUGUGAUCCUUGCCCAGAAGACCAAUACCCCAACAAGGAUCAGAUCCACUGCAUUGCCAAGAAGAUCCACUUCCUUGCCUAUCAAGAUCCCCUGGGAUAUAAUUUAGCUUCUUUAGCUCUUGUUUUUUCUCUGCUCACAACUGGUAUCAUGGUGAUUUUCUUGAGGCCUCGACCCACACCCAACAACUACCAGCAGUUCAUGGCUUUGGUGUUUGCAGUGACAGAGAUCAACAAGGAUCUGGUUCUCCUCCCCAACAUCACACUGGGCUUCAACAUGUAUGACAAUGCCAAUUGGAACAAGAGAGUUUACUUGAUCAAGCUCUUUCUGCUCUCCACACAUGACCAAAUAGUUCCAGGCUACAAAUGUGACCAGAAGGACACUCUCGUCUCUGUGAUUGGAGGUGAUGACCCCACAUUCUCAAUGCAGAUCGACUCCAUCUUCAGCAUCUUCAAGGUCCCACAGCUCACUAUUGGCUUUGAGUACAUUCAGGGAGACCGAAGAGUUUAUCCUUCCUCCUUCCGGAUUAAUCCCAAGGAAUUUCCUCAAUUUGUGGGUUUAGUCCAGAUGCUCCUGUAUUUCCAGUGGAACUGGGUUGGGUUUAUUGCCUCUGAUAGCGAGAAUGGAGUACGAUUCAUCUCAACUCUGAGACCCAUGCUCAUGGAGAAUGAGAUAUGCCUGGCCUUCACUCGAAUGCUGAAACAUAAUUUUUCUCCUUUGGAUGGACCACAGCGGAGAUAUCUCAGAAUUCAGAAAUUUCCUCCUGUCUUUAGAUCCUUUGAACCCACAAGGAGAUAUGAUCCUCCCACUGUGGUGGGAAAGGAUCUUUGGCUACUCUUCGUUUCAGAUGCAGCUUAUUGUGACCUGUGCUCAGAUGACCAAUACCCCAACAAGCACAAGGACCACUGCGUUGCCAAGAGGAUCCACUUCCUUGCCUAUCAAGAGCCUCUGGGAUAUGCUUUAGUUUCUCUAGCUCUUUCUCUCUCUGUAACCACAUCUGCAGUCCUGGUGAUUUUCUGUAAACAUCAUGACACACCAAUUGUCAAGGCCAACAACCGAGAUCUCACCUACAUUCUCCUGGCUUCACUCCUGCUCUGCUUCCUCUGCUCCUUCCUUUUCAUUGGUCAACCCAGGAAGCUCACUUGUCUCAUCAGACAAGCUGCCUUUGCCAUUCUCUUUUCCCUUGCAGUUUCCUCUGUCUUGGCAAAAACUGUCAUGGUGGUUCUGGCCUUCAUGGCCACCAAACCAGGGAACAAGACAAGGAAACUUUUAGGGAAACCUCUGACCAAUUCCAUUGUCUUAGGCUGUCCCCUGGUCCAAGCAGUUAUUUGUACAAUUUGGCUGGCAAUUUCACCUCCAUUUCUCAACUUGGACUUCCACUCCUUGUUUGGUGAGAUCAUCUUAGAAUGUAAGGAAGGUUCAGCUUCAAUGUUUUAUGCUGUCCUCGCCUACUUGGGUUUCCUAGCCCUUGUGAGUUUCACGGCAGCAUUUCUAGCUAGGAAAUUGCCUGACAGUUUUAAUGAAGCCAAGUUCAUUACUUUCAGCAUGCUGGUCUUUUGCAGUGUUUGGAUCUCCUUCCUCCCCACCUACCUGAGCACCAAAGGGAAGUCUAUGGUGGCUGUGGAGAUCUUCUCCAUCUUGGCCUCUGGGGCUGGUCUCUUGGUUUGUAUCUUUUUCCCCAAAUGCUACAUAAUCCUACUGAGGCCCAAUCUGAAUCGUAAAGAGAAUAUCAUGAGACAGAAGAAACUCUGA
Molecule: messenger RNA, 1887 nt
Organism: Pantherophis guttatus
Lineage: Eukaryota; Metazoa; Chordata; Lepidosauria; Squamata; Colubridae
Source: RefSeq, a predicted model, not a curated record